Molecule: messenger RNA, 766 nt
Organism: Perca flavescens (yellow perch)
Lineage: Eukaryota; Metazoa; Chordata; Actinopteri; Perciformes; Percidae
Gene: areg
Product: amphiregulin
Exons: 6
Coding region: 1-693 (230 amino acids)
Biological process (GO): positive regulation of mitotic nuclear division; positive regulation of cell population proliferation; epidermal growth factor receptor signaling pathway
Molecular function (GO): epidermal growth factor receptor binding; growth factor activity
Source: RefSeq, a predicted model, not a curated record
AUGAACCCUCUCAUCCUCACCUGUCUCCUGUGCUUCGUAGUCUCUGGUGCUCAGGGAUCUGAGGCCACGUUCUCCAGUGAACUAGCUGGAGUGACCGGGGGUUCAGCCUCCGGGGAGGACCUCCAGAGUUUGCUGAGCGAUGAUGACGAGCUGGAAGUAGAUGAGGAAGUUUCAGGAACAGACAACGGAAAUGUCAGCCUUAUUGAGUUACAUCCCAGCCAAGAUGAUAAGAAGAAAAGGAAGGGCAAAGGCAAUAAAAGGAACAAGCACAAGAGCACGACUCCGCUCAACCCCGAGCACACGCUCUUCACCAACAUAUACGCAUCGACUCUUAGCACCAUGGAGGAUCCCUGCACCUCCACCCACCUGGGCUACUGCAUUCACGGUUACUGCAAGUACAUAGAAGGGCUACAGGAGCCAGUGUGUAUAUGUAUGAAAGGUUAUGACGGAGAGCGCUGUGGGAUCCAAUCUCUGGAGACAGUGAAAACCAAGCCCGAUCAGAUCAACAAUACUGAGCUGGUGCAGACGGUCUUAGUGAUUAUCGCCGUGGUCCUGUCGGUCAUCAGCUGCACCGCCAUACUGCUCAUAACAUGUGCUCAUUACAGGUCACAUAAAAACUUCUUGGCAUCCUACCUGGGAACUGGGACAGAGCAGGAGAAGCUACAGAAAUCUAUGGGCGAGGUUGUGGUGUGAGAGCGUCAAGUUACGAGCCAGCUGCAUGACUGAAAGACGAAACGGAGCAGAGGUGUCUGAGGACGGAAAGCAG